AUGUCGACAACAAAUUUCAGUAGCGGUAGAAGUCGCACGGAAUCAUAUAAAGAACUGCUAUGCUCUCCCUCUUUGGUGGGUGGGCUUCAACAACAACUAUCAAUUUGCUUCCUAGCGGUUGACAUUCUCCUCUCCAUCACAUCAUUUGCUGGAAAUUCUCUUAUCCUUGUUGCCCUUCACAAAAAAUCUUGCCUGCAUCCGCAGUCAAAACUCCUGUAUCGUUGUUUGGCAACCACUGAUCUGUUGAUUGGUCUUGUUGCUCAGCCUCUCGAUGCUCUAUGUUGGAUGUCCGUGGUUCAGGAACACUGGAGCCUUUGUCGAUACGCAAGGGACGCAGCCAGCGCCACAGGCCGUGUAUUGAGUUUAGUGUCUUUGAUGACGAUGACGGCCAUAAGCGUGGACAGACUUCUCGCCCUGAUGUUGGGACUGAGAUACAAACAAAUUGUCACUUUGAAGCGCGCGUAUAUUAUUGUAACUACCUUUUGGGUUUUUACCCUUGUCGCCUCUUUAAGUGAAUUUUUUUAUCACCGUAUAUUCUUUAUGUACAGCUCCCUAGUUAUGUCAUUUUGCCUGGUAAUAUCAUUCGCAUCGUACACAAAGAUUUUUUGCACUCUCAGAUAUCAUCAAGCACAAGUAGGAGAUCAACAACAGCCGAGCCAAACAAAUACACUGAACAUGGCGCGAUUCAGAAAGGCAGUAUACAGUGCACUGUGGGUGCAGUUGGCAUUAGUUGUUUGUUAUGCACCACUAUGUACAGUGAAUAUUGUGAUCGCUCAUACCAAAAAAUAUUCAUUUCUCUUAUUCGUCAUAGAUAAAGUAGCAAUUAUUUUACUUUGCUUCAACUCGACGUUAAACCCGUUCCUAUACUGCUGGAAGAUUAGUGAGGUGAGACAAGCAGUGAAGCAGACAAUUAGAGAAGCACUUUGCUGA
This is a messenger RNA of Pocillopora meandrina, 930 nucleotides long. The record is from the annotation of a GenBank genome assembly. Lineage: Eukaryota; Metazoa; Cnidaria; Anthozoa; Scleractinia; Pocilloporidae.